Molecule: messenger RNA, 1690 nt
Organism: Arvicanthis niloticus (Nile rat)
Lineage: Eukaryota; Metazoa; Chordata; Mammalia; Rodentia; Muridae
Gene: Rapsn
Product: receptor associated protein of the synapse
Biological process (GO): synaptic transmission, cholinergic; positive regulation of neuromuscular synaptic transmission
Cellular component (GO): neuromuscular junction; plasma membrane
Molecular function (GO): acetylcholine receptor binding; protein-membrane adaptor activity
Source: RefSeq, a predicted model, not a curated record
GUGGCGCCCGUUGUCCAUCCAGGCCCUGCUUGGCUUUUGCCUGGUGUUGCUUUCCCCUCCCAGAGAUCAGUCAGCACUGUGGGUCCAACACCAUGAGGUUCUAAAGACACCUAGCCAACCACGGUCUCUCCGAGUGGCCAGGCUGUGGGAGGAUGGGGCAGGACCAGACCAAGCAACAGAUCGAAAAAGGACUGCAGCUGUACCAGUCCAACCAGACAGAGAAGGCACUGCAGGUGUGGAUGAAGGUGCUGGAGAAGGGCUCUGACCUCGUGGGCCGCUUCCGGGUGCUGGGCUGCUUGGUAACAGCUCACUCAGAGAUGGGUCGCUACAAAGAGAUGCUGAAGUUUGCUGUGGUCCAGAUUGAUACUGCUCGGGAGCUGGAGGAUGCUGACUUCCUGCUCGAAAGCUACCUGAACCUGGCGCGCAGCAAUGAGAAGCUCUGUGAGUUCCACAAAACCAUCUCCUACUGCAAGACCUGCCUCGGCCUGCCUGGUACCAGGGCUGGUGCCCAGCUUGGGGGUCAGGUCAGCCUGAGCAUGGGCAAUGCUUUCCUGGGUCUCAGCCUCUUCCAGAAGGCCCUAGAGAGCUUUGAGAAGGCCCUGCGCUAUGCCCACAACAAUGAUGACACCAUGCUGGAGUGCCGUGUCUGCUGCAGCCUGGGCAGUUUCUACGCCCAGGUCAAGAAACCAGGUUACCUGCUUUGUAGAAGGUCACGUCGCAUUUCUCCAUCUUGCUUUUGUGUUUCCGUGAGGCAUCCUGAGAUCCUUCAUUUAUCUCCAGUGAUCCUGGACUAUGAGAAAGCCCUGUUCUUCCCCUGCAAGGCUGCAGAGCUUGUCAACGACUAUGGCAAAGGCUGGAGCCUCAAAUAUCGGGCCAUGAGCCAGUACCACAUGGCUGUGGCCUACCGGCUGCUGGGCCACCUGGGCAGUGCCAUGGAGUGUUGUGAGGAAUCCAUGAAGAUUGCCCUACAGCAUGGUGACCGCCCACUGCAAGCACUCUGUCUGCUCUGCUUUGCUGAUAUCCACCGGAGCCGUGGGGACCUGGAGACAGCCUUCCCAAGGUACGAUUCCGCUAUGAGCAUCAUGACCGAGAUUGGAAACCGCCUGGGGCAGGUGCAUGUGCUACUGGGUGUGGCCAAGUGCUGGAUGGCCAGGAAGGUGCUGGACAAGGCUUUGGAUGCCAUCGAGAAAGCCCAGGACCUGGCUGAAGAGGUUGGAAAUAAGCUGAGCCAGCUCAAGCUGCAUUGCCUGAGUGAGGGCAUCUACCGCAGCAAAGGGCUGCAGCGCGAGCUGCGCGCGCACGUAGUGAGGUUCCACGAAUGCGUGGAGGAGACUGAGCUCUACUGCGGCCUCUGUGGCGAGUCCAUUGGGGAGAAGAACAGCCGGCUGCAGGCCCUGCCCUGCUCCCACAUCUUUCAUCUCAGAUGCCUGCAAAACAACGGCACUAGGAGUUGCCCCAACUGCCGCCGCUCUUCCAUGAAGCCAGGCUUUGUGUGACUUCGGUGGCCAUCUUGGGUUUCCACAUAACCUCCCCUGGCUCCUUCUCCACCAUCAAGCUGGAGGCCCUGGUUAAAUCCUAGGGUAGUGGCCAGGGCCUCCAUAGCCGAAUCAGGGCCAGAGGCCUGCCUGUUGCUCUGGGCCUAGCUCCCCUCCCCUGCUUCUUUGUACUUUGUUCUUUAUAGAAAAAUAAA